AUGAUAGACGAAAUCAAAAAAAAGGUUAAAUACAAUCAAUAAUGUCCAUAUAUAGCUACAAUUUGUAGACAUAUGCUUGAUUUCGAUUUUGAAAAAUUAUGCUCUGUUACUCUUUCAAAUCUUAAUGUCUAUGCUUGUCUCAUUUGUGGCAAAUAUUAUUAAGGCAAAUCUAUUAAUACCUAAGCUUAUAUUCAUUCACUUGAAUAAGAUCACCACCUAUUUAUGAAUCUUCAAAAUACUAAAAUAUAUUGUCUCCCUGAUAAUUAUGAAGUUGUUGAUCAUUCACUUGAAGAUAUCCAAUAUAAUCUGGAUCCUAAAUUCAAUAAUCUUAAAGAAUUGGAUUAUAAUAGUGAAGAAUCAAGAGCCUUAGAUGGUACUACUUUCCUGCCUGGAUUUGUAGGCUUGAAUAAUCUAAGUAAAUCAGACUAUUUCAAUGUUGUUAUGCAAGCUUUAUGUCGUAUCAAACCAUUAAGAAAUUUUAUGAUAUUCCUUUAAUUUCAAAAAAGUGCAACAGAGCCUUUUGAUUAUAAUUGUCUUUUAUCUUAAAGAGUUUCAGAAUUAACUAGAAAAAUCUGGAAUCCUAGAAAUUAUAAAGGUCAUGUAAGUCCUCAUGAGUUACUAUAAGCUAUCACACUUAAAAGUAAUAAAUAAUUCAAAAUCGGAUAACAAUCAGAUCCAAUGCAUUUAAUAAUUUGGUUUUUAGAUAAUCUCAAAAAAGAAUUAUUGCACAUCAAUAAAAUAAAUACAAUAAUUUCUGAUUGUUUCCAGGGAGAGCUUUAAUACGAAUGGUACAAACCUCUAAAAAAUGCUAUCGGGUAUCAAUCCACUCCAAUGAUUGAGUAAAAAUCUUUCUUGUAUAAUAUCUCACCUUAAAUUACAUAGUUAUUUAUCUCUAGAUUUACCUUCUACUCCACUCCAAAAAGAUGGCAAUUAAAAAGCGCUUAUUCCUAGUAUAUCCAUUUAAGAAUUAAUCAAAAAGUAUGAUGGUUUUACCAACACUGAUAGUGCUGAUGGCCGCAGAAGAUACACUAUUACUAAGUUCCCAAAGUAAUUUCUUUUUUUAUAUUAGAUACUUGAUUCUUCAUAUGAAGAGAUUUAUCAAAAAUAAUUUCUUUAUGGAAAAGAACCCAACUAUUGUUACAUUCCCAUUAAUCGAUUUGGAUUUAAGUUAAUGUAAGAAUCACUAUUAUUUUAGGCUUAAACUUACAGUAAUAAAAUAUUAAAUAUAAUCUAAUAGCUAAUAUUUGUCAUGAAGGAACUGCAAAAGUUGGAAUUUAUAAAAUACAUGUUAAAAAUGAGGCAAAUAACCAAUGGUUUUAGAUUCAAGAUUUACAUAGAUAAAAUAUUGUUCCUUAAUUAAUUAGUGUAAGUGAAGCUUAUGUAUAAAUUUAUGAAUUAUAAUAAUAACAACAAUGA
Paramecium sonneborni is the source of this 1416-nucleotide messenger RNA. The record is from the annotation of a GenBank genome assembly. NCBI's taxonomy places the organism in Eukaryota, Ciliophora, Oligohymenophorea, Peniculida, Parameciidae.